CGUUGCAUGCAGUCCUCGGCUGACACACUCGAUCUGACACGGGCGGGCACCAAUAGUGUUACCAUCGACACAGACAGACACCCAGUCGUCUGACCACAUUAGCACACACACGAUCAGAGGAGCUGGACAGGUAUGAAGGGUACAAGUGUGUCAGAGAGAUUUGGAGUUCUCUCCGGGCAUAAUUAAACGGACAGAGCACGGAGACAGGAAAGCGACAUUGUGCUGGUUCCAGCGUGAGCAUAAGUAAGAGAUGAAUUGCAAGGCAGUCAGGAACACUGCGCAUGUGACUGACGGCGCCGCUGAAAAGAGAGCGGAGGGAGGAGGGAGGCAGGGGGAGAGAGAAACCGUGACACGCCGCGGCCAGCCAGCCAGUCGGUUGGUCAGUCCCGGUAGAGCAGUGCCUCCUGCUGCCGGGCAAGGUCGCGUGCCCGUCUGUUGAGGACACUGACGGCCUGGUCGAUGCCCGACAGUAUCGACUGCGUCUCCUCCAACUCUGACGCAACCUCAUCGCCCAUACUGCAGUCAGUCCACACACACAGAUGGAUGGAUGAAUAUAUGCACACAUGGACAUACAGACAGACAGACCGACACGGAAGGAAGGAUACGGCCGUACGGACAUGCACUCACUGACCGUUCUAGCUGUGAGAGCAGGGUGCCGGCGACAAUCUCCAACGCCUGCUGCAGCUGCAACACAACACAACACAACACAACACACGAAAGCAAGGGUCUAUGCAUCACACGAUGGGCGUUGCGUGCGCUUCGGUCAGGUCAGCGGCUGACCUCUUCGACAGAUAUGGUGCCUUCGGCCUCCUCGCCCUCCUCCUCUUCUGCUGCCUCGUCAGCACCCUUGGCGCCCUUCCUCGCCUUGCCCUUGGCCUCUUCCUCAAUCCCCUUUGUGCUGCAGUGCAUGCAUUCAUAGACAUGGCUCGGCCGUGUGGCAAUACUUGUUCCCCGGCUGACUGACCGGUAUGAUGCCUUGGUGCCGCGCAUCUGGUGCUGAGGAAGGGCGGGAGGCAGCUUGGUUGGCGCGCCGGGCAAGGCCUCGGCCUGGACAUGAAGAGCGAUGUCAUGGAUGCAGUCAGUGAUUGACCGACUGGCUAUGUGACUGACCUCUUUGGACUUGGUGGUGCUUUUCAUGGAUUCGGUUCUGCUAAGGUCAGCGUCCUUGUCGAGGUCGCCCUCGCCCUUGCCCUUGUGCCUCAUGGCGGCCGCCGCCAUGUCAGCCAAACCGCCGCUGCCCUUGCCUUUGCCCUUGGCUGCACACAUAGCCAUUGUAGGUUGGGCUUGUGUGUGGGUGUGAUGUGUGUCGGCAUGAACACGCACAUCCUUGCGUGAGGGCUGUGAGUCUGCGUGAGAGCUUCCGCAGGUCCACACGCUUGCACAUUGCCACAACAGUGUUCUUGUACACUGAACGAACAAGAGACGCAUGCAGCCAGCCAGCCAGCCAGCCAGACACACCGAAAUGGAUGACAACCAUCCGCCUUUCAGACACGCAUUCCUUUCUCCAUUCAUUCUGCGGACGUACCUUUGUCAGCCCAUUGCUUGAACUUGCCCCAGUACUCCAGUGUGUACACCCAGCGGAAAUCAGGCUUCACAUCCAGCAGCACCUGACGCGCCUACACAGACCGAAGGCACACACACACAGGCAACCAAACUCACAAAGCACAUGCUCAUUCAAUGAAUGGAUGCAUGAGCCAGCCAUGACUUGCUUGCCUCAGCGAUGGCGUGUACGAGGAUGGCGAGGAUGAGAUUGAGGAGCAGCCACUGCGUGAUGGCCACGAAAAUCAACACCAGAAAGGCACCGAACACAGGGUGGGAAUCGUACCUGCAGACAGACAGACAGGCAAUCGGUGACUUGACGUGGACCGGUGUAUGUGGUGUCAUGCUUACAGUUCCGACAGCUUCGAGUGGCCGAUGAAGGUCUCUGCCAGAGUGAUCAGCGCAUUGCCAAACGUGGCAAACCUGAACAACACACCACACCACGCACAAUUCGGUGUGUGUGUCCGUCGACUCAGGUCACGUACUGGAGGAAUUCGUCAGAGAGUGCGAGGUUGAACGCCUCCAAAAAGCCCAAGUACAGCACCAGAAACAAGACGCUAAACGACAGAAUCGUCGAUAUCGACUGACCUACACACACACACACACGGGAGGGAGGGAGAGAGAGAGACAAAGGGGGAUACACAUGGAGACAGGUCGUUCAUAUCAGACAUGUACAUGUGCUAUGUCGCAUCCCUCCCUGGUACUGUGGUGGCUGACCGACAGUGAAGACAAGUAUGCGGACGAAUGGUAUAAAAGCAAGGUACUUGACGCCCUUUGACCAGAUGAGCACGACGUUGAAGGCGUUGAUGAGCAGCGACACCUUGAUGCGCCGUGCCAGCCACAUGAACCCGUCCACCAACUCACCGGUCCCAUCGAGAUCCUUGCGAGACGCGUCAUAGCCCAGAUCGGCGUACUUGACGUCAAGCUGACCACAACAAGAGCGAGACACAUGCACUACAUGUGUCGUUGAAAAAGAGAGGAAGAAAGCAAGGAGAGAGAGAGACAGAGAGCGAGAGAACCCACCCGUCCAUAUGCGGCGUAUAUCUCGAUCCUGAGAACGAAGACGGCCAGGAUGAGGAUGAGGUUUGUCCAGUCCACCAAAUUCCAAAUAUCACUGGUAGACAGACAGACAGAGAGAGAGACAGACAGACAGCACAAGCUACGUCUCUCCUUUCAUGUGAAGCACGUAAGUGAGGGUGUGUGUGGGGGGGUGACUUGAUGUGGCCUUGCCUUCCCUAUCUACACCUACCUACCGCCAGUAGGAUGCAUGGAAGAUGGCGAGUUCCGAGACCUCCUCGGCGAUGUAGUAAAAGACGAACACGCACACGAUUAUCUCCAAUAUCGUCGGGAACCAGUCAGCCGCAGAACCGCUGCCAAACAGCUGCAAAUGCCUAUACACACAUGUGCCCACGCACACCGCAUAUGGUCAUCCUCUGCGAUGGACCUCUGUAUUUAGUGUGCGCCUGCCUGGGCAUGAGUGGCAGUGCCUCUGCCUGUGCUUGACAUGAGCCGCUGGGCGGGAACUCAAAGGCGAUACGGAGAGUUACGUACAUACCUACACGAACAGCAACACACGCAUACACACACACACAGACAGAGAGAGAGAGAGGAAGGGACACACACAGAGAAAGAACCGUUUGUGCCAUGCGGCCGACUUGGCCAACUGGCUGUCUCUCUCUGCGCGUGUGGAUAGCCACCCAUGUUUGGGUUGUAGAUGACCGUCUCCACAAACACAGCACGCGCAGCGGCUUCAAGGUACCCGUCAGACUGACACAUACAUGCGCACGGUCUCUUGCAUGGUUGUGUGCUUGCUGUGCUAUGUCUUUCUCACCCCUACCCUCACCCUCACCCUUACCGACCCGCAUGGCCUGCAGCCGAUCGAUGGUGUCGGACACGUUGCCGAUGAGGUAUUCCACAUAGCCUCCCGGCCCGUAGGUGGCCACCCGCCCCCUCCACGCCCUUCGCCACUUGCUCGGGUCCCAGUGCCGAAACCUGACCGAUGACGGCGAGUCGGCAGGUGAGACAGAGAGGGAGACACCAUCAACCUCUGCCUGUGCAUUGACUGGUUUGACCUGUUUUUUGGUCCGUAUGGCGCCCGCUCCUCAGCGCUUCUCGAGUAGCUGCCGAAGCACUCGCGGAGCUCCUCUUCAAACACCUCACUCACCUGACAGACAACCAAGAUGUCCAGCUGUGCCGUUCCGUCCUGCUCGGCCACCAACCCACCUCGCAAUUGGCGCCCGACUGCACUCGGAGGAGGCGGAUGCGAAGGGCACCCAGGAGGCUGUUGGACCUGCGUGCGCACACAUACAUAUACGCGUGUGUGUGGAUAGGUUACGUACACACGGCUUCUCUGCGUACCUGUCAACCCAUACGGGAGGCGACUGCUGGCUGAUCUGUGCGGCGAUGGACUUGUCGGUCGUGUUGGCAUACAGCACCGACAAGAAGGAACCCUCCAUGUACUGGAGCGGCCACAGACAUCACGGCCACACACAACGCAGCACAACACAAGAGACACGCACAUGGCGAGACAGCGGAUCUAUCUGACUGUGUGGACGGACUUGCCAGAAGUCAUGUGCCGACUGCACUUGGUGCAAGGCGAUGGGCAGGGGGGGCGUGGCGGCGCUCCCCACCGAGCCGUAUACGUUGGCGAUGGCCGCGGCAUCAAUGUCAUCAGGGCCCGUUUCAGAAAACAACUCUGCAUCACAUUAGACGACACAGAAUGUUUGCAUGUCUGCAGGUGGCCGCCUACUCUGGAUGUGCUGUGCGUAGUAGUAUGGGGUGGGCUUGGACGUCAGGAUGAUUACUGCAAACACGCACAGACACACAGCACAGACACACAGCACAUGCAGGCCGGGAAUGUCUGCAUUUUGGUGCGUACUGAGGGAGAAUGUGAAUAGGAAGAUGAUGAAGAGAAGGAUGUGCACGCAUUGCUUGAUGAACACGGCCCUCUUCCGCUCCGACGACAGGUGUUCAUAUCGGUCGGCUGCAAGGCGUUUUGGCACUCUUAUGAAUGAGGGCCGCCGCUCCCCCUCUUUCCCGCUGGCUGCCGCUGCCGCGGUGCCCUUGGACGAGGCCAGAAUACUGCUCCGCAUAGUGAGACUGGG
Molecule: messenger RNA, 4643 nt
Organism: Vitrella brassicaformis
Lineage: Eukaryota; Vitrellaceae
Source: the annotation of a GenBank genome assembly